Molecule: messenger RNA, 972 nt
Organism: Bacidia gigantensis
Lineage: Eukaryota; Fungi; Ascomycota; Lecanoromycetes; Lecanorales; Ramalinaceae
Exons: 3
Coding region: 1-972 (323 amino acids)
Biological process (GO): negative regulation of termination of DNA-templated transcription
Cellular component (GO): cytosol
Molecular function (GO): transcription antitermination factor activity, RNA binding; RNA binding
Source: RefSeq, a predicted model, not a curated record
AUGACUGCCCGCCAAGUCGGCAAAGUGAAAUGGUUCAAUGACGAGAUGGGCUACGGCUUCAUCACACCUGAUAAAGGGGAGGACCUCUUUGUGCAUUACCGUGCUAUACAGGCUGCGGGAUUUAAAAGCUUGACGGAAGGGCAGAGAGUCAGUUUCGUUGUAGUUCAAGGCCAAAGGGUUACCCUCCUCCCUCCCGAAGAACUACCUACAGCGUUGCAGAAUAACCGCCCGGAUCAGCUUCCGAAGAGAUUGUUCAUAGUAUCCCAGUUCAUGACUGCCCUCCAACAGCCUUACAACAACGCUCGUUUUGGGGCCUUGAUAUUCACGCCUCCAACACUGCCUCCGCGACUCCUGCUUUUGCAGCGAACAGGUAGCUCGGAUCCAAAUGCAUUUUCUGGUGCCUGGGAUAUACCGUCAGGCUUCCCACAGGCACAUGAUGACACCUUACUUUUUACCCUCGUUCGAGUGGUGGAGCAACAAACUGGGCUCAAUAUCCACAGCAUAAUCUCAAUGGCGGGCUCGGAAAAAGGCCCAGAUCCAGAAGUGUCUGACGGUCUGCAGUGGAUGAAGCUGUUCUUCUCCGUAGAAGUAGAAGAGCUCUCUGGAACGUUCACAAAAUCCCAUUCCAACACCUUCGGAACCGACAGAGACGGUGCGUUAGAGGCCAGCUAUCCAGAUUACAACGCAGUCUUAAUCUCACUGGAUCAAACAAGGCAUCAGCAAUACUUUUGGGCCACCGAAAAAGAUCUUCAGGAAUUCCUAGAUUCAAGCUUGUACCCGCCAUGGGAAAGGACACAGUACGAGAUCAUGCUACAUGCCUUCGAGUUACUAAAACAGACCCGUACUUCAAUGACGAUGCCUCUUCCCUCUCAAAAUGGUUCCCAGCAAGAGAGUCUCCAAGAGGAUUCUCAAGAGUCUCUUCCUAGCCUUUUCCGUUCUAUCCCGACGUUCGUCGUCAAUUCCACGCAGUAG